AUGUUGCACUCUGGCAGGGCACGGAGCGCGCUGCUGAGCUUAUUCCUUGUUGGGAUCUUCACGCCAGGCCAUGCCAUCUUCAUGCAGCGGACUGUCAAUCAUGCAAGCUCUGGCUCUUGUGGGCUGACGCAUGCUGCCUGUCCGGGCUCGCCAGUGCCUGCUGGAGAGCAUGCCGCCUGCGCUGAGAGCCUUGUCUUCAACGCGCCCUGCGCAAACGUUCAGGAGGAGAUUGAGGCACGAAUUGGCCUCAACAAAGACCGAAAGAAGCUCCCAGGUAACUACACUCUCUUGGCGUCGGAGCCUGGAGCCUGCACCAAGGCCAGCCGAGCGACGAGCCCUUUUGCAGAUCCAGGCCCCUUCACCGACCUUUUCGGCUUCCGAUACGUGACGGAUGGACCGAACUGCCAUGUCCUGGGAUGCUCGGAAAGUCAGGACCUCACUUGGGACAUCUUAGGACGCAUACAGAAUGUGGGCCCCUAUGCUGGGCCCUGGCUGACCUUAGAAGAAAGGAUCGCUUCAGGUCAAUUGUUUCUUGUUUUUUCUCUGUGUUUGGAUGAUAUGGCUAGUGAAUUUCCAUGUAAAUGUACUGUAUUACGGGAGGCUGUCAGCACGGUCACGCGGACGGCCAUUGCUUCAAGCGUAGGUGGCCAUCAAUCCAUUGAUUUGACUUGUUUUCCCUUGGGUGGAAAGAACUUCGGGCCGCAUAAAUCAGGUAGAGGCCAAAUCUCUGCUUCACGAUUCGAUGUUCUCGUGACGCAGCCAUGGCAUGUGGCGUCAAGAUAA
This is a messenger RNA of Symbiodinium pilosum, 783 nucleotides long. The record is from the annotation of a GenBank genome assembly. Lineage: Eukaryota; Dinophyceae; Suessiales; Symbiodiniaceae.